AUGCCGCAGGGCGAGACAUUCCAUCGGGCGGUGUCAAAAGUUCUAUUUAUAUCGCAAAUCUAUGGCCUGCUACCCGUGAGCAAUGUUCGCGCCUUGGAUGUUGCAGACAUCCGGUUUCGUUGGCUUUCGCCUCGGAUUUUCUACUCCUGCCUCGUUGUAAUUCUUAAUCUCUGUGAAUUCGGUGCAGUUAUCAAUUAUGUCAUUAAGGUUGCCAUCAACUUUCAUACCUCGAGCACGCUUUCCCUGUACAUAGUCUGUCUUUUGGAGCACUUGUUCUUCUGGAGGUUGGCCAUUCAGUGGCCCAGGAUCAUGCGAACUUGGCAUUCUGUGGAGCAACUGUUUCUGAGGGUUCCUUAUCGCUUCUACGGGGAGUACAAGAUAAAGAAGCGCAUCUAUAUUGUGUUUGCGGUGGUCAUGUCAUCUGCUUUGGUGGAACACUGUCUUCUGCUGGGCAACUCAUUUCAUCUCAGCAACAUGGAGCGUACCCAGUGCAAAAUUAACGUAACCUACUUUGAAAGUAUCUACAAGUGGGAGCGUCCACAUCUUUAUAUGAUUCUGCCCUACCACAUUUGGCUAUUACCCAUUUUUGAGUGGGUUAACCAGACAAUUGCCUAUCCACGUUCCUUUACCGACUGCUUUAUCAUGUGCAUUGGGAUUGGUUUGGCCGCCAGAUUUCACCAACUUUAUCGGAGGAUUGCCGCUGUCCAUAGGAAGGUAAUGCCAGCAAUAUUUUGGACGGAGGUACGAGAGCAUUAUCUGGCUUUAAAACGACUUGUGCGACUUCUGGAUGCUGCAAUAGCUCCAUUGGUUCUCCUGGCCUUUGGCAACAACAUGUCCUUUAUCUGCUUUCAGUUGUUCAACAGUUUCAAAAAUAUAGGAGUGGACUUUCUUGUGAUGCUGGCUUUUUGGUACUCUUUGGGUUUUGCUGUGGUUCGAACCCUGCUAACAAUUUUCGUGGCAUCUUCUAUAAAUGACUACGAACGCAAGAUAGUCACAGCUUUGCGGGAUGUUCCCUCCAAGGCUUGGUCUAUAGAGGUCCAGCGCUUUAGUGAGCAGUUGGGAAACGACAUGACAGCUCUCUCCGGCAGCGGAUUCUUCUACCUCACUCGCUCACUCGUCCUGGCUAUGGGCACCACAAUUAUCACCUAUGAGCUCAUGAUAUCGGACGUCAUCAACCAAGGUUCCAUCAGGCAAAAGACUCAAUAUUGCAGGGAAUUCUAG
Drosophila ficusphila is the source of this 1221-nucleotide messenger RNA. It is a transcript of the gene Gr64b, whose product is annotated as gustatory receptor for sugar taste 64b. The transcript has 7 exons. Bases 1 to 1221 code for a protein of 406 amino acids. Gene Ontology annotation, molecular function: sweet taste receptor activity. Lineage: Eukaryota; Metazoa; Arthropoda; Insecta; Diptera; Drosophilidae. Gene Ontology annotation, cellular component: membrane. Gene Ontology annotation, biological process: sensory perception of sweet taste; detection of chemical stimulus involved in sensory perception of taste. The record is from RefSeq and is a predicted model, not a curated record.